AUUUUCAUAGCGGACACAGCUGAUGAGAUCAUCGCCUCAUCUCGCCCGCUCUUUGUAUGCAACGCGACGGCCUUGGCUCGGCGUGGUGUCGGCGCGCUUUGUCGUUCGGCGCUUGUUGUGACCGCGACGACGCAACCAUGACAACGACCGGCGACUGACGACGCGAGGAAUCGGCGGCGUCGACUUCGGGCGCGCACGAACGCAUCGCGUCUUUGACAGCAGCUAGGCCUAGCACAGCAGCACGGCCAGUCCAAGCUCCGUAGCGUCGCGGACAACGACCACGGCGCGUCUUCUAGCGAUGGCAUCGAGUUCGCUCAGCCAGGAGGACGUCGACCACGACCUCGAGGUGCAGUGCUCACGCCGUUCGCGCAUACGGACGGCGCGCGCGGUGACGCGCACGGCCGCUCCGCUCGCGGUUCGGGACCUGUCGGCGCCCGACUGCGAACUCGGCUCGCUGGCGCUCGAGUGCGACCACGACGCCUCGCCCAAGCCACGGGCCAAGGACAAGCGGUGCCCGCGGCCAAACCACGCCAACAAGUGCAAGGCCCAGCGCGAACGCCGAAAGCUUCGCGAGAAACGACGCAGCACCGGAGUGGUCCACCUGCAGUCCACCGAGAGUACGGGCGGCAGCACGGGUGAAGAGGAAGAGCUGCUGAACAUGUCGGCCGAGACACGCCGCAACACGACCCUGAACGAGGUGCUGCACCAGCAGCAAGACGGGCCUUCCAUCUCCUCUUCGGCUCUGCCACCUGGUGGGGGAGGAGGCACCACCAUGGCCGGGACAGGGGCCUUCCAGGAGUCGAGGCCAUUUGGCAGGCCAUGCAAGUGCCGAAACAACAAAAGCCCGUCGGACUUGGAUGCCGACGAUGAGGACAACCAGGAGUACGACAGUGCUGUGACCCAAUCGGACGGAGGAAACCUGAGCUCCCAGGGUAGUGCUCAGCCUCCUCUGCUGCCGUCUUCCUCCAUAGUGCGAGGUGUGGCCGACUGGGAAGACUCCACUGGAGGCAACAGGGAGUCCCUGCACCGGGCACUUGGGGUCAAGUGGCAACCACAGUACCAGUCUCCAGAUUCAUACGACUCGGGUAGCAACGCGCGCGUCUAG
Messenger RNA from Rhipicephalus sanguineus (brown dog tick), 1105 nucleotides. RefSeq lists its product as uncharacterized. The record is from RefSeq and is a predicted model, not a curated record. The coding region runs from base 299 to 1105 and encodes 268 amino acids. Lineage: Eukaryota; Metazoa; Arthropoda; Arachnida; Ixodida; Ixodidae. Gene Ontology annotation, cellular component: cytoplasm. The transcript is spliced from 5 exons. Gene Ontology annotation, biological process: apoptotic process; positive regulation of apoptotic process.